AUGGUUGCAGAAUGUCAACAACGAAAAGCCGAUGAUUUAAUAACGACUUAUUAUAAUCAUAAUGAGUCUGGUGCUGGUAAAACUGAAAACGAAAAAGAAGUUAUUCAAUAUUUGGCUUAUAUUGCUGCUGCACCAAAAAGUUCACAACGUUUUAUUUGCGAAAAUGAACUUGAAGCUCAAAUUGUACAAGUAAAUACAAUUCUUGAAGCGUUUGGUAAUGCAAAAACAGUUAAAAAUGAUAAUUCAUCACGAUUUAGUAAAUUUAUUCGUAUUAACUUUGAUACAUCGAAUUUUAUCACUGAUGCGUCAAUUGAAAGAUAUUCACUUGAAAAAUCUCGUACAAUAUAUCAAGCUAAAGAAGAACGAAUAUUUCAUAUAUUUUAUCACUUAUUACAUGGUGCUAAUACAAAACUGAUUAGAAGAUUUUAA
This is a messenger RNA of Rotaria sordida, 429 nucleotides long. Lineage: Eukaryota; Metazoa; Rotifera; Eurotatoria; Philodinida; Philodinidae. The record is from the annotation of a GenBank genome assembly.